Molecule: messenger RNA, 670 nt
Organism: Phalaenopsis equestris
Lineage: Eukaryota; Viridiplantae; Streptophyta; Magnoliopsida; Asparagales; Orchidaceae
Product: rhomboid-like protein 11, chloroplastic
Exons: 5
Cellular component (GO): membrane
Molecular function (GO): serine-type endopeptidase activity
Source: RefSeq, a predicted model, not a curated record
GUUUUUAGACGAACAUGAUCUACAGACUAUAUUCGUUCACUCUUUUCAGAUUAGAGAAAUCAAGUCCUUAUACCUGUACCACAGCCGGCCAGCUUGGUACCAGUUUAUAACCUCAGCAUUUUGCCACUUUAACUGGAACCACUUAUCCAGCAACCUCUUCUUCUUAUAUAUAUUUGGGAAACUAGUUGAAGAGGAGGAGGGCAAUUUGGCAUUAUGGCUUUCUUACAUCUUAACCGGUGCCGGUGCCAAUCUUGUCUCAUGGUUUGUCCUUUCGAGGAAUGCGGUAUCUGUUGGAGCAUCAGGUGCUGUCUUUGGCCUUUUCGCAAUUAGUGUCCUGGUAAAGAUGUCAUGGGACUGGAGAAAAAUUCUUGAAGUUCUUAUCCUUGGCCAAUUUGUUAUUGAUAAGGUUAUGGAAGCAGCACAGGCAUCCACAAGGCUGACAGGUCCUCUCGGCCGAGGGUACUCUUUACAGAAUGUGAAUCACAUAGCCCACCUCUCUGGUGCCCUUAUCGGUGUUACGCUGAUACUCCUCAUCAGUCGAAUUCCUUCUCAUCCCUCCGGUCAAGGUAACAAUGUAUUAAAGGGAAACAAAGAAAAACCACAUUAAAUUUUCUUAAUGCGCGAUUUCAAAUUGAUAAUUCUAAUACAAAAGUAAAGUCAUCAGAACUUU